Aureobasidium musti is the source of this 5379-nucleotide messenger RNA. The record is from the annotation of a GenBank genome assembly. Lineage: Eukaryota; Fungi; Ascomycota; Dothideomycetes; Dothideales; Saccotheciaceae.
AUGGCUCCCAUUAAACGAAAGGCUCAGACCGAGGAGCGCGAUGUGAAGCGCUCCAAGGCCGACAGCUCGGCUCCGGCCAAANAGAGACAACCUCCGGAGACCAAGGAACAGGGCGACAGAAACCCCGUCAAGGCCUCGAUUCUGUCACAAGAAGAGCGCGCUUUCCCUCGUGGUGGUGCCAGUGUCUUGACCCCUCUGGAACACAAGCAGAUCAAGAUCCAGGCCGAACGCGACGUCCUUUUCGAGCAAUCUGGAGCAAAGAAGCAAAAAUCAGACGCCUUCUCCGACGACGACGAUGAAGAUGCAGCUGCUGGCGCCGAGUCUGGUGCUGCACCCAAGAAGAAGAGAAAGACAAAGGCCGAUAAGAGAGCUGCUAAAGCCGCCGAAGACGACAAGCCCACAAUCAAGAUCCACGGCCUGAGUUACAAGAACAUCACUGUUGGAACCCUGGUACUGGGUCAGGUCACCGAAAUCACAUCGCGCGAUGUUGCUCUUGCGCUGCCCAACAACCUCACAGGAUUCAUCCCAUUGACGGCAAUCUCGGAAAAGGUCAACCAGAAGAUCGAGGCUCUGCUGGCUCAGGCCGACGAGGAUGUCAAGGAAGAGAGCGAAGACGAAGACGACGACGAUCUCGACCUCAAGUCGCUUUUCCACGUUGGCCAAUGGCUCCGAGCAAUUGUUACCUCGACUGCCGACGAAUCCGCCGUCAAUGGCCUGCGUAAAUCANAAAAGAGAAUCGAACUCUCUGUCGACCCGAAACAAGUCAACGUUGGUCUCGACACCUCAAAUCUUCCCACUCAUGGGACUCUCCAAGCCUCAGUCCGCAGUGUAGAGGACCACGGUCUGGUCAUGGAUCUGGGUCUGGAUGAUGACUCUGUCAGAGGUUUCGUGUCCAAGAAAGAGCUAGGAAAGGUUUUCGACAUUUCAAAGAUUCACGAGGGUCAGGUCAUGCUUUGCGUUGUUACAGGCAAGGCUUCGGACAACAAGGUCAUCAAGUUGGCCCCUGAUUNNUUUACAAAGAUGGGCGACAUUAACAAGCACUGCCUAUCAGACGCUCCCACGAUUGAUGCUUUCCUGCCUGGUACCGCUGUCGAGGUCCUUAUCACUGAAUCAAGCCGUGGAGGCAUUGCCACAAAGGUCAUGGGUAUGCUCGACGCAACAGCAGAUGUCAUUCACUCAGGCGCUGGUGCUCGCGUAGACGAUGUUUCGAAGAAGUACAAGAUCGGCUCCAAGGUCAAAGCUCGUGUCAUCUGCACUUUCCACACAACCGAGACCAAGAAAAUCGGUAUCUCCUUCCUCGAUCACGUCAAGACUUUCAAGGCGUUCGCCCUCGGUAGCGAGAAGAAGGCCGACAAGAUCGGCCCUUCAUCAAUAGUUGAGGAUGCCCAGGUUGUGCAUGUCGAGCCCGCAAUGGGUCUUUUCCUCAAGCUCACCGGCUCUUCAAACCCUGGUUUCGCUCACAUCUCUAGAAUUUCUGAGAAGAAGAUCGACACACUUUCUGAGACCAUUGGCCAAUACAAGCUCGAAUCGACUCACCGCGCCAGAGUUCUUGGUUUCAACCCCGUUGAUGCUGUCUAUAACGUUUCCCUUGAGCAGAAGAUUCUGGAUCAGCCUUUCUUGCGCAUCGAAGAUGUCGAGGUUGGCCAAGUCGUCAAGGCUACAGUCAUGAAGAUCAUUCUUGGAGCUAAGGGUGUCACUGGUGUCCUCGUUCAACUUGCCGACGGCAUUGAUGGUCUUGUCCCUGAGUCCCACAUGGCCGACGUUAAGCUGCAACAUCCCGAGAAGAAGUUCAGAGAAGGUUUCCCUGUCACCGCUCGUGUCCUUACCGUCGAUCCCGAGAAGAACCAGAUUCGUUUGACCCUCAAGAAGACUCUUGUCAACGCCGAUGCAAAGAUUUGGAAGUCAUACGAGGACAUCAACGUUGGAGACGAAGCACCUGGUACCAUUAUUAACAUCAAGCCCAAUGGUGCUGUGGUUCAAUUCUACGGAAAGGUUAGAGCAUGGCUCCCAGUCGCUGAGAUGAGCGAGGCAUACAUCUCGGAUCCUUCACAACACUUCAGACAAGGUCAAACUGUUAUGGUACACGCUAUUUCUGUUGAUGCAGAGAACAACGAGCUCAAGGUUUCCUGCAAGGACGCUUCCGCUUUCGGCAAGGNNGAUGAGGAGUCCGCCUGGAACGACUUGAAGGAGGGCACACUGAUCAACGCAUCUGUUACUGAAGUCACUGGGGAGAGCGUCAUGCUCGACUUGGAAGGCUCAAAUCUGAAGGGUACCCUCCGCCUGACUCAUCUUACCGACGGAUCUGAGGCAAAGAACAAGUCCACCUUGAAGCAGAUUAGAGUUGGCCAGAAGCUGAAUGAGCUUGUCGUCUUGGAGAAGCUGGACAGAAGACAUUUGGUCAUCUUGAGUAACAAGCCUAGCUUGGUCAAGGCCGCAAAUGCCAAGACUCUGGUUAGUGAUUUCAAGAGUCUCUCGCAAGGUCAGGAGCUUAGUGGUUUCGUACGUAACAUCACACCUGACGGUGUGUUCGUCGAGUUUGCCGCUGGCCUUGUCGGUUUCAUGCCCAAGACUCAGAUCACACAAGAGAAGCUUGCUUUGCCUGCAUUCGGUCUGCGCAAGGAUCAGUCAAUCUCGGCUAGAGUCCUGUCUGUCAACAACGACUCUAAGCGCUUUGUCCUUACCAUCCUCCCCGCCGAGAAGAAGGAGGAGAAGCCCCAAGCCGCUGUACCUACCACCGUUACCAACCCUGUAGAUGGAGUGUCUGCUUCGCUCACCGAUUUCACACUUGGAAAGGAGACUCAGGCACGCAUUGUUUCCAUCAAAGAUACUCAGCUCAACGUCCUCUUGGCCGACAACAUUCAAGGUCGUAUCGACGUUUCCGAGGUCUUUAACAGCUGGGAAGAUAUCAAGGACAGAAAGAAGCCUCUGCAGAAGUUCAAGGCCAAGCAAGUUCUUCCCGUCAAGGUUCUUGGUAUCCACGAUGCCCGCAACCACCGCUUCCUGCCCAUCACUCACCGCCACUCCCGUGUUCCCGUUCUCGAGCUUACUGCUAAGACCAACACUACUCUGAAGUCCGAGUCUGACAUCUUGACUCUUGAUCAGGUUAAGGUCGACUCUACCUGGAUUGCCUACGUCAACAACAUUGGUGACAAGUGCUUGUGGGCCAACUUGUCUCCCAAUGUCCGUGGUCGUAUUGAUCUGCUCGAUGUCUCCGAUGAUGUCUCACUCCUCCAAGACAUCCCCAAGAACUUCCCUGUUGGUUCUGCCAUCCGUGUGAAGGUCAAGAGCGUUGACGCUGCUGCCAACCGUCUGGAUCUCGUUGCUGCCUCUGCUGCUUCAUCAGCUCCCGUCACACUCAAGACCCUUGCUGAUGGACAGAUCCUUGCCGGAAAGGUCACCAAGGUCAGCGAGCGUAAUGUAAUUGUUCAGUUGAGCGACUCUGUUUCUGGCAUUGUUACUUUGACCGAAUUGUCCGAUGACUUUACCGAGGCCAACCCUACCACACACAGCAGAGGCGACAUCGUCCGUGUCUGCGUUUCCGCCGUCGACCUCCCCAACAAGCGUGUCUAUCUCAGCAUGCGUCCUUCUAAGGUCCUCAGCUCGGCACUGCCCGUUGAGGACCGUCAGAUCACCUCUAUUCCUCAGUUGGCUGUCAACGAUAUCGUUCGCGGUUUCGUCAAGGCUGUCACCGAGAAGGGUGUCAUUGUUAACCUUGGCCCUCGUGUCGAUGCUUUCGUCCGUAUCUCUGAUCUGUCUGACCAGUUCGUCAAGGACUGGAAGUCAGCAGUCGAGAUCGACCAGCUCGUCAAGGGUAAGAUUUUGCAGGUUGAUGCAAACCUCAACCACGUGCAGAUGAGCUUGAAGCAGUCUCAUGUUGACAAGGACUAUGUUCCUGCCAACUCUUUUGCUGACCUCAAGGUUGGUCAAUUCGUCACUGGUAAGGUGAGAAAGGUUGAGGACUUUGGUGUCUUCAUCGAUGUCGACAACACAAUCCCUCGCGUCAGUGGUUUGUGCCACAAGAGUCAGAUUGCCGACUCUGCCGUCGAAGAUGUCAAGAAGCUUUACGACGCUGGUGAUCUUGUCAAGGCUAAGGUCUUGCACAUCGACACUGAGAAGCGUCGCAUCAGUUUCGGCCUGAAGGCCUCGUACUUCAAGGACCUCGAUGGCGACGAAGAAAUGGAGGACGAAGAUGACGAAUCUGAUGGCGAGGGUGUCGCCCUUGAUGAUGACGUUUCCGAGUCUGAUGACGGUGUUGACAUUGACAUGUCCAACGUCCAAGACAUGGAGAGCGACGAGGAAGCUGCGUCCGACGAAGAGAUGAGUGAGGACGAUGCACCCACUACCCGCAAGUCCAUCCUUGGCGGUCUUACUACCUCCGGUUUCGACUGGAGUGGUGCAUCUGCUCUUGACAACGAUGGCGCUAUCUCGGAUGCCGAAGAAGCAUCUGCACCACUCAAGAAGCGUAAGCGCAAGGCCGCUAUUCAAGUCGACCAGACUGGAGACCUUGACGCCAACGGUCCUCAGUCCGUUGCCGACUUUGAACGUAUGCUCCUCACAUCUCCCUCUGACUCGUCGCUCUGGAUCCAAUACAUGGCCUUCCAGCUCGGUCUGUCCGAAGUCCAAAAGGCCCGCGAUAUUGGUCAACGCGCCCUCCGCACCAUCCACCUUCGCGAGCAAGAUGAGAAGCAAAACGUCUGGGUUGCCCUGCUGAACUUGGAGGUCGCCUAUGGCGAUGCCGACUCAGUAGACGCCACCUUCAAGGAAGCCUGCAAGGUCCAAGACAGCUUCACUAUGCACGAGAAGCUCGCCGCCAUCUACACCUCCUCGGGCGACUUCCGCGCCGCCGAAAAGAUCUUCGACGCCAUGGCAUCCACAAAGUCGUUCCGCCCCAACCCCAACCUCUGGCUCAACUACGCAACCUUCCUGUUCGAGAAACGCGAUGCUGCUUCCCAAGCCCGCGCUCUCCUUCCUCGCGCUUUGCAAUCUGUUGCUUCCCACGACCACCGCAACCUCACUGCCAAAUUCGCAGCCCUCGAGUUCCGCACCUCUACCGGCGAACCCGAGCGCGCACGCACAAUCUUCGAGUCUAUGCUCACGCAAUGGACGAAAUGGACUCAAGGCUGGGAUAUGUGGUGCGACCUCGAACGCAGCCUCGCCAAGCAAACCGGCAAGCAAGAAGACGUGGAACGUGUCCGCGACUUGUUUGAGCGCAUGGCCAAUGGCAAGAUGAAGAAGCGUCGUGCUAGGUUUGUGUUCAAGCGCUGGUUGGAGUUUGAAGAGGAGCAGGGGGAUGCCAAGCAUGUUGAAGCUGUCAAGGCCAGAGCAAAGGCUUUUGUUGAGAAGAUGCAGAACGGAGAGGAUGAGGAGAUGGACGAGUAG